Messenger RNA from Caenorhabditis auriculariae, 8739 nucleotides. The record is from the annotation of a GenBank genome assembly. Lineage: Eukaryota; Metazoa; Nematoda; Chromadorea; Rhabditida; Rhabditidae.
AUGGAUUGCGCUGUCAAGGUGGCGGUUCGAGUUCGCCCUUUCAACAAGCGUGGUGAGGCUUUUAGCUUGAAGAAAUGGAAAAAGAUAUUUAUUUCGAUAGGAAAAUGUCUCAUAAAUUCCAGGAAUGUUGUACUAACGAAAUUUCCCGGAAAUUUUUUUGAAAAGUCAAGCUUAAGAUGGAAGUUUGGGGGUCAAGCUUACAGCUGUCGUUUUAAAUUCCAUGUGAUUCUUGAUUUAUUUCAGGCUUCCUGUUUUAGCAACGUAUAUUGUCUUAACAAGAAGUACCGUUUCCAACUUAUUAGGCGUUCAAAAAAUGUCACAAGAAUUCAUAGCUGAUUCAAACUAUACGCUAAACAAUUUUGGAUAACCCUUUUUCCAAAAAAUUCAUUUCUCAAACUUUCAACUCGAAUCGAUUCGACUUGAACUUAGCUUUUUUUUAGAACUCGACUCCAAUACCAAGUCGGUGGUCAGCAUCAAUAAGGAAACUACGCUUCUGACACACCCAACAGAAGAGUAAUAUGAAAUUUGAAAAAUAGAGAGCACAUCUAAUUCCAGGAAACAAACGAAAACCUUCGCCUUCGACCAUUCAUUUUGUUCGACGGAUCCUCAUGAUCGCGAGUUUGCGAGUCAGGAAACUGUUUCGUUUCAUUUGGGAACAGGAGUUGUCGAGAACGCUUUUGCUGGAUACAAUGCUUGUAUUUUCGCUUACGGUCAGACAGGUGAGAGCAGCCUAAACAAACGUCUAUUUAUUUCAAACUGGAAUAUUUGAUAGUGAUGCGUAUUCUCUUUGAAACAUGUUUGGAGUUGAUGUCCAUUUUUUUACUGCGAUUUUUUAGUUUUCUCAUUCUUCGUAUCUUUUCCAGGUUCCGGAAAAUCUUACACAAUGAUGGGUACACCAGAUCAACCAGGUAUCAUUCCACGAGUCUGCAACGAGGUUCCUUCUUUCCCUAUCUAACUUUCUCAUAUCUGUACUCAGAUCUUCAAACGCAUUGAAGAAACUACGAAUGAAACACUCUCAUUCAAAGUCGAAGUGUCUUACAUGGAAAUUUACAACGAGCGCGUCCGCGACUUGCUUGACCCAAAAAAGUGAAAACUAAAAACAGCAAAAGGUUAUUAUUUGGGACUUAAUUCAGGUCCAACAAGUCUCUCAAAGUACGUGAGCACAAGAUUCUUGGACCCAUGGUCGACGGGCUGUCGAUUCUGGCCGUCAAUACAUACGAGGUUAGUUGAAUGCCGACUCAAGGCGGACUAAUUCGAUUGCAGCAAAUCGCUUCCCUGUUGGAAGAGGGCAACAAGUCGAGGACCGUCGCUGCGACUAAUAUGAACGCCGAAAGUUCAAGAUCCCACGCGGUCUUCAGUCUGAUCGUCACUCAGACUCUGCACGACCUCGACAAUGGGUUCAGUGGGGAGAAAGUUGCCAAGAUAUCUUUGGUGGAUCUUGCUGGAAGUGAAAGAGCUGGAAAGACAGGAGCCAUGGGGAAACGGCUGGAAGAAGGCGGAAACAUCAACAAGUAACUUUUUUGACCAUAUUUAGAUUUUCGUCGGUUUUAGGUCUCUAACGACGCUGGGAAUGGUUAUUUCUGCACUUGCUGAGAGGUCAGGGAAGAAGGAGAAAUUCAUCCCGUACCGAGACUCUGUGCUAACAUGGUGAAUUUAAAAUCUAUUCUUAUGGACUCAUUUCUUUGCAUCUCGAAAAUUGACGAUUAAUUUGACAUGAAACAGAAAACAUAUUUAAAAAAUACAGACAAAAAAUGACAACGGCUAAGCGCUUACUGAGCCUACUAAGCUUAAUUUCGAAAAAAAUCGGGAUCAUUUGAAGCUUUCCAAUGAAGCGAAAGUUAGACUACGGCGUUUCCAGUCAAUCUAAACUUUUCUGAAAUAUCAAGUAGGCAUCAUCCGAAUGAAAAAAAUUUUUUACUUUAGUAAACUUGUCUUCAAGUCAUUUUUUUCAUUUACUGAUUUCAGGUUACUGAAAGACUCUCUCGGCGGAAAUUCGAGGACAGUUAUGAUUGCGACGUUGUCACCUUCUUCUGAUAACUACGAAGAAACUCUCUCAACCUUGAGAUAUGCCGAUCGUGCCAAACGUAUUGUCAAUCACGCUGUCGUUAAUGAGGUAAAUCGCAAAAUUUGUACGUCUCAUCAUUUAUUUCAGGAUCCAAACGCUCGAGUGAUUCGGGAGCUUCGCGAAGAAGUUGAAACUCUUCGGAUGCAGAUCAAUCAGACGCGCAAAGAACACGCGGUUCUUCUUUUCGCUUCUUUUUUUGCCAGCUCUUUCUCUUUUUUUGUUAAUCAUGCAAGCGUUUUCAGGAAACGGAAGAAUUGCGAGAGCGGCUUGCGGAAAGCGAGCGACUCGUCGCUCAAAUGAACAAAUCUUGGGAGGAACGUCUCAAAGAAACUGAUACGCUCAAUAAGGUGCUUAUCAUCUUGAAGAUUUUCAAAAAGGAAAUUCUAGGAACGUCAAAGAGACCUUGCUGAUAUUGGAAUAUCAAUUGAGUCAAGUGGCAUCAAGGUAGAAAAAGAUCGUUUUUACCUGGUCAAUAUGAACGCCGAUCCUUCUCUGAACGAGCUUCUUGUUUAUUACAUCAAUGUAAGAAUUCCAAUGUCUUCCUUGAAAAAUGGAAUUUCUAGGGGUCUGCAAUAAUCGGAAACUCAGAGGAGCUUGAAACAAGCAGAGACUCAGGCAUGGGCCUCUCGCUGGAAGAGUUGAACAAAAAGGAAGAUGGAGGUGGAAUACCUCAGUCAAGGCUUUGUGAAGAGUAACUUUGCAGGGGUUUACACUGGAAAAGACAAAGAAAGGACGAGUAUUGUUCUUCGUGGCCUGGGAGUUAUGAGAAGGCAUGCCAGGAUGUCUAUCGAGGAGUACUUGGGAAAACCCAGACUUUUCAUUGAGCCGCUCUCUUCUGACGCUCGGUAUCGACACUAAUCUUAAUUUUGAAUUAUUUUCAAGUUCAGAGUUUGCGUGAAUGGUAAGCAAAUUGUCGAGAAAACACUGCUGAGAAAUGCCAACCGUAUUCUCAUCGGUAUAAAUCACUUCUUCAAAGUCAAUUGCCCCAAGGUAGAUUCUAGGAACAGUGCCUUGCUAUUUUAUUUUGCAGGACAUGGAGCAGUCUGUGAUGGAAGAGAGCACGAUGUUCGACUACAACGAUGCCUGGCAUGAAGUAAGAAGAAAAUGUUUUUUUGUAAUAACUGAAAUUUUUUUGAGGUUAAUGAUGCCAACCCUAUAUCUUCUGCGGUUGAUCAGUACAUGGAGAAAGUGACCCUGAAACAUCAAGUUAGUUUUUUUUUCUGAUUUUCGGUUGGCUUAUCAGAAACGUUUGAAACUUCGAACUUGAGUAUUUAAAAAAAUCAUUGAAAUUUUGAAAAAAAUCAAUAUUGAACUUUUUGAAAUCCAUAUUUAUUCGUAUGAUACUCAGGCGAACGAUUUCAAAAUUCAGAUUUUUGAGAAACGCGAAAUUUGUUACGUUAAGUUUUUUCAUAUCUUCUCAAAAGUUGAAAAACGUGUUUGGAAACUUAGAAAACAUUGCUUUGAUGCAAAUUUUUCAACUCAAUUUUCCUGUCUUUUUUUAAUUUUCCGAUCAAAAAAAAGAAAGGACUUCUCUAGCUAAUCUCCCUUUUUGUACCUUUGUUGUUAUUUGGAUUCUUCAAUCUCAAAAUUCAAGGAAGACAAGCAAGCCGCCCUGGAGCAGCAGUACGAAGCUUUCGAACGUUACAUCCAGAACCUAACGGCUGGCGGGUGAGGAAAAGAAACAGCAAAAUUACCGAUUCAAUUAAUUCUGUUUUGCAGCUUCACGCCGUCGACCCCAAUGACUCCUGGCUUUGGAAUCGCCACUCCCAUUACCACACCGACUGGCCUACCGCCGUUUCCUUUCCCUCACAAUCCCAAGCAGUCCGUCAAGAGCAAAUUCUUCUAUUGGGCUCAGAGAAAGUUAGUUUCCUUUGACCAGCUCAUCGAAUACUACAACGAGAACUAUUUUUCAGAGAGGAAAUGUUUUCCGAAUCGUUAAAACGCCUGAAAGCUGACGUCGUGCACGCAAACGCCCUGGUCCGCGAAGCGAACAUGAUUUCUCGAGAACUUUCUCAAAAUUCACGGCGUCAGACGACCUACGAUGUCACUCUUCAAAUUCCUGCUUCUAACUUAAGACCCAUCAAAAUAAAGGUGAGAUUCUUUCGACGAGACCUACUGUUAUUUCGAAAUCGAUUUCAGGCUGGAGCUUUUGUUUGCGAGCCAGUGAUAGUAGUGCGCCGAGCAGGAAUGAGCGGAAGCCAGUUCUGGUCGGUUGCACAACUAGAAAGUCGACUCGUCGAUAUGCGGGAAACAUAUAACGACAUGAUCAACGGGUUCAAUAGGUUUCCUAAUAUUUUCAAUUUUAAUAAUAUAAGUUUAUCAAGGUCGUUCGAUUCUCUAUCCGCCUCGCCUAACAAUUCUCCUAUGAAGUCGAUCCCAAGCAGUGACUCAUCUUUGGUCAUUGACCCCUUCUUUGAAAGCCAAGUGAGACCAUUUGCCAAUUUUAGAUGAUAAAAAAAUUUUUAGGAGCAUCAUAACUUGAUUGGAGUUGCCAACGUGUUUUUGGAAGUGCUGUUUCAUGACUUGCGUCUGGAUUAUCAAGUACUCAAAUAACUUCGACUUAUCUUUCUAUGCUUUCAUUUUGGGUGCCGAUAAUUUCACAACAAGGCGAAGUGACUGGAAGACUUCAUGUCCAAAUCUAUCGAGUGGAUGAAGCUGGAUCGAGUAACGACUCCUAUGAAACUCCUCUAGGUUCUGAUCCGGAUUGCUCUCCGGAAAAGUUGAUCGGGAAAGUGAUAAACUGUCGAGUACGUUGAAAAUUAUUAUUUUUAUUGAUUGGAAACCUGUUCAAGGUCCGGAUAAAAAGAGCUUCCGCUCUCCCAGACAAGCUCUCCAACUUUGUCUUCUGCCAAUACUCCUUCUUCAACAUGAGCGAAAUGUUGGUGGUCGCUCCAGCUCACGAUAACAAUUCUUCAUCAACAAGCGUCAUUUUCGAGCACCAGAAGGUUUGUUCACAGUUUCAGCUUAGUGAUUCAGUACAAUUCCCAGGAUUUCUCUGUGGUUGUGACGGAAGAGUUUUUGGAAUACGUUCGAGAUGACGCCCUUUCUAUCGAAGUAUGGGGUCAUCGAGUUUGCGACCAGAAAGAGGAACGCGUUCUUGACGCUGAUGAGAAGAACAAAUCUCUUCAGGUGAGAUAAAAUCCUGAAAUUAUACCUUAUAAAAACUUUUCAGAACCGAUGGAUGGAAGUGACGAGAAGAGUUGAAUUAUGGGCUGAAAUAAAAGAGAUCAAUGACAAUGGCGAAUGGUGUAGUGUGGAGUGUCGUCAAAGCGACGACGUCGGCUGCGGGGGAAUCUAUCAACUCCGACAGGUGCGUUUUUCAGUUUGAGUUGAAUCAAUAUAAUGUUGUUAUUUACAAGAAAUGCAUCAGAAAAAAAUGGAAAAAAACGCAACUAAUUUUUUUGCGGAACUUUCCCGAGUUUUUGUGACAAUGUUUUUUUAGUUCAUAGAACAAAAAAACCAGCGAAAAAAUUUUAGAAAAAAAAAAUUGUGAUUCAUUCAAAUAAUCAUUACUACAAAAUUGAAAAAAAUUGUUCUAAAAAAUCUCCAAAAACCUUCUUCUUCAAAAAAAUGACAUUCGAACUCUUUUCGAAAGAAAACUUCCAGCGCAACGUGGAAUUCAAAAUAAAUCGUAAAACUUUUAAAAGUUUCAUGAUCGAUUUCUCAGGGACAGCAAAGACGUCUGGUCGUUGGUCUCGACGCGAAAACCAUCGAAGGCUUGCCUUUGGCCAUUGAUUCUGUCAUUUCCGUGAGUAUCGGUUGCGUGAAGCCUAUCAAGAAUGGUAGUACACAAAAAGCCAUUGACAGUUACCAGGUUUGUGGGAUUUUAUGGCAUACCUUUCAAAUUAACCGUCACAGGAAGAAGAUUUGGAAGUGAUUCGGAAACAAUGGUCGCAAGCACUGAAGACACGCCAAGUUUACCUACAGCACCAGCUCGACACGGUGAGAAAAACAGAACAAUUUCUCACUUUCUUUCUAAAGUUGUCUUCUAAAACGGGUAAAACGGAGGCGGAACUGGAUCGAGAACAUUCUUUGAUGGGGCAGUGGGUCGCCCUGACUGAAGAAAGGACUGCUGUGGAAUGUCCUGCUCCAAACUCCAACAUUCCAGGAGCUCCAUGCGAUUGGUAUAAUCUUACCAACAAACAUAAAUGUUUUCCAUUUUGCAGGGAAGCUCCGGAAGGAGUCGAAAAACACAUCCCUGUGCUUUUCCUCGACUUGAAUUCCGAUGACAUGACUGGAGAAAUGUCAAGCGAUGAGGUAAAAUAAUUUGAAAAUGCAAUGCAAUUUUUUUUUAGAAUGUCCCAAGAAUUGCUGGAGCUCAUUCCAUGUUGCCGAUGGAACCGGAAAGCAAUCUUCUCAUGCUCCCUCUUCUCAAUUAUAACGAGAAAGAGGUUGAAAUAAGGCACCUCCAUUUGAGGAUCUAAGGUUUCAGCAAACGGCUACUUGCUCUUGGGACAGCUCUAUCCAUGAUAAUUCAGCUUUGAACAUACCCAGCUCCUCAGGCGAGAAGAUCUACGCAAUCGUCAAGGUUAUCCUGAAGGAAGUAUUUUGAAAGUAGUGAAGUUUAAGGUCAUCUUCCGACUCUCACAUCCUUGCCCGAUGCAUAUCGUUCUCCGGAAGCGUAUUUGUCUACAAAUAUACAAAAAAGCGAGCUUGACUGAGAAGAUCUUCAAGCGGAUGAUGGGCGCCGAACCCAUGCACAGAACUGGCGUGCAGUACGACAUCGUGGCUCACAUUCCGAAAGUAUUUCAAAUAAGAUCUGAAGCAAAAAUGAUUCAAUUUGUUUUAGUCCUCCCAAGACAUGGAGGAUCGGAGCUCGUUGGCGAUGAUGGCAGCUCGAGAUACGCAUGAAGAACAGUGGAACGGCUAUGACACCAACAUCGUUUCUUCCGGAAAUCCGUUCCAGAAAAUGAACUACAUUGAGGCCUAUACCAAGAGCAUUCAAGCGGUGAAACAGCUUCAUUUGGAAGAAAUAUCAAAGGAAUUUUAUAGGUUGAAUCAAUGCUGAAACUGGACAGACUCCGUCAAGAAGUGGCCAUCACCAACAUGCUUUCCAAGUAAUUCAUUCCAUCAUGUUGUUCUGAAAACCUAUAGCUUCAGGAAAGAAAGACUGCAGAGACUGCAGAACUUCGGACUUCCGAUGCAUUCUUUCCGAAUGAAUCGGGCCGUUAGCCUCCCUAACGCUAUAUCAACGGCUGGCGCGGUAAUAUUUCAUUUCAGAAGUGUGAAAAACAUUCAUCACAGUUGCCAUUGAACAAUCACGGGCGUAGAAGCGAUACUCCAAUGAGUACGUCUUCUUCAAACUCGAUGGGUUCGUUACUCCAAGAAAACUACACAUUUUACAGUUAUAAUAAAACAACUAACCUAAUAAAAGAAAAAUUUCUCAGUGCGGUCUAUCAGUCGCACUUUCCUUGCACUGCUUAGGCAUGCGACGCUUCCGCCCACCAAACGCUUGAUUUUCGAAACUUUUGUCUUUCAGUUUUUUUCGGUAAAUAUUUCAACGCUUUUUCAUGCAAUUUCAAAGCAAUCAUAGCACUUUUCCAGUUUAGUUUUGCUAUCUUUCACUAACAAAUUUCAGCGCGCCCAACAUCCCUUAACCUCAAAGGUCUAUGUAACGGCAAGUGUAGGUUUUAUUGCUAAUUAGUGUGACCCAGAGAUUAGCAUGUUUCUUGCAUGUUGCACGUCGUGAUUGUCCCUUUUCGGCUGCUUCAUAAGCUGAUCAAAAAAUUGGCUUCUAAGUUACUUGUUUGAAAAGUUUGGGUGACCCAGUUCUUCAGAAUUUCAGUGUAGAAGUUUUCAUAUGAGUCUUCAUGUUUUAUCUAUCAUUAUUAUAUAGUCUAUUCACUGCUUUCUCGCCAAAAACACGGUUUGAACAAAAAAUGGAGGUUCUGAAAAAAACUAGAAUUUUUACAUUUUUUCAAAAAUAAUCUUCUCCCAAAUCUUACUUAACUAAAAAAUCAACAGAAUAAGUAUAAGUUUUUUCGUCUUUGGACAGAAAAAGAGCCUUAUUAGUGAAUGAGUUGUAAUUUUUAAACUUCAGAAUAUCAAUGAGAGUGAAAAACUUUGCCUGGCAGUCUCAAAGUUUUCUGCAAGUCGGAAAAAUUCGCGUGAAUGGCGGUGAACAGACUAUAAUUACCUGUUUGCAACAAGAUUUUGUGCUUCCAAGAAAGACUUUAUGUUGCAUCAUUUUAUGCAGGAAAUCUUAUACCUUUAGUUGAAAUUGCGACUGAAGUUUGUGAGACAUUAACAAAUUCCAGUGACUAGCAUUGUGAGCCCUCUUGGAGAUAAACUCUCAGGAAUCACGGAAGAAAACUUCACUAAGGUCGAGGUCAGCGUGAGGUAGAUUCCAAAGCCAAAAAUAGAAAUUUAGGCGGCUCCUGUUCGUUCUUCCACCGUUCCAGAAACAAUGUACUUCUCGGCGAAGAAUGAAGUGAACACCUUUUGAAAACAAAAAUAAAUAUCGAGUUUCAUUUUAGGAAGCAACGGAAGACGUUCAGAAUGGAAAUGGUCUGAACUCAAGAACCACGACGUGCCGUACAACCAACUCUUUGAAUACCGAAACUGUAACCGGGCAGCAGCAGAACUUCAACAACAACCCACAAAGUGAAUUCCUAGACCAAGAUUCAAAUAUAACUUGAUUUUCAGACAAAAUGCUCGAUCUCAGAACCAACUAG